ACGCAAAAAGAAAAUUUUGUUCUCUGACGCAGAGUCUUAAUGCGAAUUUGAUUCCUUUGAGAUUCCCUUGUGCCAUUUCUCUUCAUAUUUUACCUCUCCUCUCCCCCUCUCUUCAUUCCCCAUUGCACCCAUACACCUGUUUUUCUCCAAUAUUACUUUCUUCAUUUAAAAUCCCUUGCUCAAACAAUGACGGCUCUAUCCGCUGAUAACUCUACGGGAAGCGAAAAUUGUCUUUCACAUCUUGCACCUCUAGAAGCCGUGCUAUUUGAUGUUGAUGGAACUCUCUGCGAUUCAGAUCCUCUCCACCACGAAGCCUUCCGUGAAAUGCUUCUGGAGAUUGGUUUCAAUGACGGGGUUCCAAUUACAGAAGAAUUCUUUAUUGAUAACAUUGCUGGAAAGCACAAUACUGAUAUUGCAAUGGCUCUCUUUCCUGACGAUUUGCCAAGAGGCAUGAAGUUCACAGAGGAAAAAGAAGCCUUGUUCCGGAGAUUGGCCAAGGAAAAACUGAAGCCAGUGAAUGGUCUGUACAAAUUGACUAAAUGGGUUGAAGAGCGUGGGCUGAAACGAGCUGCUGUUACUAAUGCACCAAAAGAAAAUGCUGAAGUCUUGAUCUCCCUCCUUGGCCUCAAAGAAUUUUUUCAUGUUGUCAUUCAAGGAACUGAUUGUGAGCAUCCCAAGCCGCACCCAGAUCCAUACCUAAAGGCCCUCGAAAUACUCCAGGUGUCCAAGGAUCACACAUUUAUUUGUGAGGACUCUGUUUCAGGGAUAACAGCUGGAGUCGCUGCAGGGAUGCCUGUCAUCGGUGUAACCACAAGAAACCCAGAACAUAUUCUGAUGAAAGCCAAACCUACCUUACUUAUAAAGGAUUAUGAGGAUCCAAAACUGUGGGCAGCUUUGGAAAAACUUGAUGAGGCUGGAGCUUCGGAUUGAAAAUUUACAUUCAUGGAUCAGUGAUUAGAAAAAUCCCAUCGCAGUACCUCCUAACAAAUUUGUUGUUUGAAGAGGUUCAGCACUAUUACUUUCUUACUCUUUAACAUCAUUAUACAGCCGAGGAUGAAAUUAUAAACUCUUAUAUGUUUUUCCAUUUUACCCCUAGAAAUUUAGGCCAGUGUUUACUUCGUCUGUAUCAGGUAACCAACUGGCCAGAUGGAUUUGAAGAAAGGAAUUCAUGUGAUGAAUUUAACUCACCAUAUCUUCUGUAAUUUAAGCCAAGCCAAGGAAAUAAAUGUAGAACUAUCACUUUUGAA
Molecule: messenger RNA, 1247 nt
Organism: Carica papaya (papaya)
Lineage: Eukaryota; Viridiplantae; Streptophyta; Magnoliopsida; Brassicales; Caricaceae
Product: Haloacid dehalogenase-like hydrolase (HAD) superfamily protein
Source: RefSeq, a predicted model, not a curated record